UAGAGGGCGCAGUUUCUACUUCCACUUCAUCUUCAUCGAUCAAGAAACAGGAUAAGUGUAAGCAGUGCAAGCUUUUGGUAAUGGCCUCUACCAACGCAAAACCUCUGAAAGACGAGACCAGGGACAUGUCCUUAGAUGACAAACUGGCGUAUUUGGACAAGGAAAUUCGAUUGCUGCACCGAUUUUGUACGGAAUCUGGCUACAGCGAACAACACAUAGAACGAUGUGCCGAGCCAUUUUUCAGGCCCAUCAAAUCAGCCAAGCGGAAGAAAUUGAGGUGUCAUCUUAUUCUGGUGGCAGCCGCCGUGGCUGUGUUCUCAGCUCUGUUGUAUAUCGAUCCAGCGUACAGACUGAUGGCGUCCACAGGACGGCACGCUUACAUUAAAAUUCUGCCUUAUUGGGAUUGGUCGGCCAUGUUUGAUUGGACCUGUCUGAUCAACAACCCCUUGUAUGCAGAUGAUUUGAAGGAGGAUGAUUGUAAAUCCUGUGUUGAUAUUGAGGCUAUAGAGAGGGCGAGUGACCUUGACCCCGUCUACUUUGCCGAGGAGUACUUGAAGAAAGACAUACCAGUUAUUAUAGAGGACGGUCUGAAAAAUUGGCCAGAACAGGACAUAACCAUCGCUAAAAUCAAGGAGCUGUAUGAGGAACACAAGAUCAUGGUGCAGCACCCUGUGUGUAACAUGUCCUCCAGUAUCGCGAUGAAGAGACGAUCCAAUAACCAAUGGAAAAUGCUUGAUGAGAUCGAAAACCAGAACUUCUUUAUACAGUGGGAGAAUUGUCACCCCAAAGCAGGAAAGGCCUUCAGGUCAGAGUUUUACCGUCGUCCUUACUUUAUGCCACAGAUGGUUGAAAUAGAAACAAGUAACUGGUUGUUCAUGUCACGUGGGAGAUCCAAACCAGGAGCUGAACCUAUGCUGGUACCCAUCCAUAGACAGCUGUUGAUUAUGAUUCAACUCAAAGGCGAGGUGGAAGUACACAUUGUGCCAGAUAAGUUGUGCGAGACGCAGUGUAAGACAAUCACAGCUGUCCUCUCCGAGGGGCAAAUACUGUUGGUGACAAUGACGGAUGUUCUGUACGACUUGCUUUAUCUACCAUAUGGAGAUGAGGAAAAUAUCUCCAUUGCAGUACUUGGAACUUUUGAUUGACAGCCAGCACUACCAGAAUAAACCUGCUAUACAAAUUCUAGCAGCGACAGAAAACAUGUAUUUUAUUUAGUAUGCAUGUUAAUUUGCUGGAACUUUGAAUUUAACUUGUGAUUUUGAUUAUGUCAGUCUACAAAUGUUUUAAAUAGUUAUAACAAAAUACAUGUAGCUAUUUUUACAGAAGUUUGGAACUAUAGGUAUUUACUCAUAAUUUGUAUAAACAUCGUCCAAUAGUUGACAGAAAGUAAAUGCUGUUUAAAAACAAAGUUGGAGUCUUUAAGGUGUUUUAAUCAUUAAAGACGCAACAAGUAUCAUACA
Messenger RNA from Pecten maximus, 1460 nucleotides. RefSeq lists its product as uncharacterized. The record is from RefSeq and is a predicted model, not a curated record. The transcript has 7 exons. Bases 81 to 1145 code for a protein of 354 amino acids. NCBI's taxonomy places the organism in Eukaryota, Metazoa, Mollusca, Bivalvia, Pectinida, Pectinidae.